AUGGAUUACAACUCUCAAAAAUUUAACUUAAUGUAUCUUAAUCAGUUAACAACUGCAGAAUCUUUUCUAAUUGGAUUUCAUGAUCUUUAUAUAAAAAUUUUUUUUAAUAACUCUUCUAGGAUAGCUGACUUAUCAGAUUAUGAUAUCGAUCCUUUUACUGAUAAUUCUGCAAAAUCUAAUUGGAUAAUUAUGUAG
Molecule: messenger RNA, 195 nt
Organism: Funneliformis geosporum
Lineage: Eukaryota; Fungi; Glomeromycota; Glomeromycetes; Glomerales; Glomeraceae
Source: the annotation of a GenBank genome assembly